GACAGCAACAGCACAGAGGCAAUGUCCACUUGCCAGCUGAACUGAGACUUAUUUCCACCAUGCAAUGGACAUUUUCAUUUGAUACAAUCUUUUAAAAUCUGAAAAAUAUGGAAUUCUGUCUUUGGAUUUUAUUUUUUAUGCUUUUUCCAGACUUAAAUGUAGGAUUGUUGUCUGACUACAAGAUCUGUGGGGAUCCAGAAUGUGAAAGUCCGAUGAGCAGAGUUCAGGCUGUAAAGAGCCAUGAAGGAAAGGAUUGCAGAUUCCUGAAUUUCAGACGAGGAGACACAAUUUUUGUGUACCACAAACUGACGGGGAAACGAGAAGACUUCUGGGCAGGCAGUAUUGACAAACAAUUUGGCUACUUCCCAAAGGAUGCAGUACGAGAGGAGGAAAUAUUUGCAACCAUGAGGAAAGUGCUAGAGACCCAGGAAUCUGAUUUCUUAUGUAUGGAUGAGUCUGGAUAUCCUCUUGACACGUCUCAUCUGGACACUGAUGAAGAUGAUGAUCUUAACUUUCAAGACCAUGAACCCGAAUCCAGCCAGAUUAGCCCACACUCUCAUGACACAAAUGCUCAAGGUACUUUGACGUCCACUGAAUCUACGGUAAAAGAAAGGGAAGAUGAAGGUGUCGAUGCAGCUGAACUUCUCGAAGACGAACUCAAGACUUCAGCAAUUCCAGAGCAACAAGGUGGGUCUCCCUCCUCAUCCUGGCUGCGUUCGUCUAUGACAGGAUGGUUAGGUUUUGCUAAAGAGGAGCAGUCAGGGGAUUCAGAACAAGAAGCGAGGGAAGAUGUGAAGGAGGAGACUAAAUCAGAAGCAUCACUCACAUCUUCUGUGACCGGCUGGCUGGGCUUUGGAGGAGAAGACAAACCUAACAAGGAUGAAGAUAGCGUGAAAGGUAGGGAAGAUACCUUUACCUCAACGAUGACUGGGUGGCUUGGCUUCGGUGAGGAGAAGAAAACUGUUGCUUUAGAAAACAAAGAAAAUGAAGAAACAGGUGAUGAGAAAGAGCCCACAGAGACAUUUAGGAGUAGGAGGAUGUCUCUGGACCUCGAAGGCAGCAAAUUACAGGAAGAGGAGAAGGAAGACAUGGGGACAAUGGGUUGGCUGGGCAGUGGGUUGGCGAGCAGGCUGGGGUUUGGCUCAAGUGGUCAGGAUUCAGAAAGAGAAGGUGUGGAAGUGCAGGAAGAGAAGCCAUCUAGUUCCUGGAUGGAGAUGGGAAUUGGGGACAUUUGGGGCAUUGGGGGUAGUAACACUGGAGCUGAUGGAAGUAAAGAAAGUGGUAUUAGGGAGACAGAAAGGGAUCAAAUGUUAGAACAAUCAUCUGGAUUUGAAAACGUGGAUGUCAGUCAAUCAGAAGCUUCAGUUACAGAAGAAAUAAAGGCUGAAAAUGUUCCUUACACACUACCGUUCGGUGCUGAAAGUGGUGAUGCUGCAGAAGAUAAUAUUGAUCAUUCAAACACAGAGGAUGCAAAUAAUUUAGAUAUUGAUGCAGGAAUUUUGAACAAAGAUGAUUCAAUUCAUAACUCUUCCCAAGUAGACGAUGAAAAUAUCGGUGAACAUAAUAUGAGAAAUGAACAAAUCAGUCAAAAUAAUGAGUAUACUGAGCGACCUGAAAUCAGUUCAGAUCCUGAUCACAGCUUAGAGGAAUUACAUUCAAACUCCAUGGAGCAACUUGAAGAUAGCAUGAAGGAAAGUGAAAACCAUGAGGUUCAAAUCGAGGCUCCGGGAAGUUUGGAGGAGGAAGGCGCUGAAGUAACAAACCAAGUUCAUAAAAUUGAAGGAUCCACUCUAAUGUCAGAAAACAGUCCAGCUAACAGGGAUAAUCAUAUAGAAGAGCAUUUUAACGAGGUGACAGGACAAUCUCAACAGGAAAUACUAGGAGUUCAGUCUGAAUUGCCUGAGGAGACUCAAGUCAGUGGUGAUCAGGUGGAAAGCAGUGGGCAGAGUCAGCUUGGCUCUUCCUCUCUUCAGGGAGAGGUAGGACUGCAGCAAGAAACACAAACACAAACUAUGGAAGUCACCUCUAACAAUGAUGGACCGUUACUUUCUGGAAAUACUGAAAGUCUGCAUGACAGUGUCUCAGAGGAGGGUUUGAGUGAAACCAAACCAAACAUUUACACGACUAAAGAGUCUCUACAGAUUGUAAGAGACGGUGAUGUUGACCGAUUCAAGGAAACUGUAAAAGACCAGCAUGAGCUAACUGAGGAAGAGACGUCAGAUUCUGAGAACGAAGAUUUCAAUGGAAAUCAAAUGAAAUCAACAAUAGUUUCUGAAAGAGAAACCGAAGAUGGGUUAAAAGAAGAGGAAAAGGUUCAAAUUGAUAAACAGGAAGAGGUAGAGGUGCAAGAACAGAUCGAGGAAGUAAAGCAAGAACAGAAAAUGAAAUUGGAGAGCUUAAAUAAACAGGAAACAGAGAAGGAAGAAGAGAUGGGAGAUAUUUCUGAGGAGGACAUGGAGUUAAGAGAGGAAGGGCAGGAGGAGAUAGAGGAGCUAGAGAAACCGGUAGAGGAGUUAUCAGAGCAUGGACAUCAGAUCAGAGAGGAAGAGAUAAAGGAAUCUGAGGAGCAAAACAAAAAAGAGGAGAAGGUAGAUGUUUUUGUGGAGAGCUCGAAUCAAGAGGGGAUGGAAUUGGCAGAAGAAAGGCAGAAAGACAUAGAAGAGGUGGAGGAGGGAGAAAAAAGCGUAGAGGAGUUACCAGAGCAUGGACAUCAGAUCAGAGUGGAAGAGUUAAAAGAAUUGGAGGAAGAAAAUGAAAAAGAGGAGAAGGUAGGUGUUUUUGUGGAGAGCUCAAAUCAAGAAGGGAUGGAGUUGGCAGAAGAAAGGCAGAAAGAGAUGGAAGUGGAGGGAGAAAAAUUAGAAACAGCAUUACUAGAGCAUGAGCAAGUCAGUGUAGAAAGGUUAAAGGAAUCAGUGGAGCCAAAUGAAAUAGGACAGGACGAAGAGGAGAAUAUGUCAGGUGUUUUCAGGGCAAGCUCAAGUCAGGAGGGGGCAGAGCUAGCAGAAGAAAGGCAGAAGGAAAUGGAGGAGGUGGAGGAGGGAGAGAAAAGCGUGGCGGAGUUAACAGAGGAUGGACAUCAGAUCAGAGUGGAAGAGUUAAAAGAAUUGGAGGAAGUAAAUGAAAAAGAGGAGGAGGUAGAUAUUUUUGCGGAUAGCUCAAAUCAAGAGGGGAUGGAGUUAGCAGAAGAAAGGCAGAAAGAGAUGGAGGAGCUAACGGAGGGAGAGAAAUGGACAACAGUAUUAGUAGAGCAUGGGGAAAUCCAGGUGGAAAGGUUAAAUGAAUCAGUGGAGCCAAAUGAAACAGAGCAGGAGGAGGAGAUGUCAGAAGUUUCUGAGGAGAGCUCAGGUCAGGAGGAGAUGGAGUUAACAGAAGAAAGGGAGAAGGAUGCGAAGAAGCUAAAUGAGGAAGACGAACAGGUAGAGGAGUUACAAGAGCAUGGACACCAGAUCAGAGUGGAAGAGUUAAAGGAAUUGGAGAAGCAAAAUGAAAAUAAGAUAGUAGAUGACUCUGGGGAAAUGGAGAACCAGCAAAUAGGAGAUGUGUUACUAGGGGAUGAGCAGGGAACUCUGGAAAGGUUAGAGGAAUCUGAGGAGCAAAAUAAACAAGCAAAAGAGGAAGUUGAAAACCAGGUUUGGGAGGAACGGUUAGAACACAAGCAGACUGACAUGCUGGAUAAUUCCAGCUUGGCUUCUUUGGCCUCUGAAACGAACACACAGACUGAAAUCCAAAAGGACGAGGAGCAGGAGGAGAAGGAAGUGGAGAAACAGAACAAAGAAGAGCUUGAGGAAGAAAACGAGCACCCAACGAAGGAAGUGGAGGAUGAUAAUGUUGAUGUAGAUGUGUUUGAGGAUGGAGAACGGACCGGAACGACAGUAAAUGAUGAUGGCGACUGGAAGGAAGACAGACAAGAUAAUGAUUUUGAAGAAGAAACCAGGAAAACCUUUGCUACAAAAACAGAAAAUGAACUUUACAAAGACAGAGAAGAAAUGCAUGACUCUGCUGAAAGUCAAGUUCAGACAGCUGAGCAAACUGAGUCCACAGAUCCACCUCAGGGAGCAGACAGUGAAAGCAGAGGAGCUUUUGGUCUUCUUAAAAACACUUUAGGAUUUUUCUCCCAAACACCCACCCCUGAGAUGUCCGAGUCCACCCAGUCUGUUCAUAAUGUCAACCCAAAUGAAGCUGAGCCUUCACAGCCUCACCCCUCCAUCACUCCAGAACUAGCGUCCCCCACAGAUUCAUUUCAUGCUGAAGUAACACACGCAGCAUUUCCCACAGAGCACCCGCAGACCGAUCCUCUUUCUGCUGAAAAACUCCCCAGCACCGCUCAUUUGGUCACCAAAGAACCAUCCAAAACAAAACCCCUAACUAAACAUUACAAAAAUCUCCUCCGCCACAUGAACGCGGACGAGGCAGUUAUCUUAGAGGACCUUUUCGGCCGACACAAACUGCAAUUUUUAGAUUACAUUUUGACGAGUUCGGAGGCCGCGACUGCAGAGGAUGAUCAGUCAAUACUGUUGGAUAUAGAAAGACUUCUGCAACACAACAUGGAGACUCUUGUGGCUCCCAGCAUGAGCAUCACUGAUGCACCGCAGGAGGACAAACAAAGGACCAGUGCAAUUAUUGCACUGCAGAAGCUGGAAACGUUAUUGAAAACAGUGAAGGAGACUGUCAGCACAGGAAUAUCAGAUGUCAGUAAUCAUCAAGUUGAGCACAGUUCAAGCCAAGAAAAGGAAGAUAACUCCAAAUCUGCUUCUUUACAUAAAGAUGAUGAUGAUGAUGAUGGCAAAUAUAAAGAUUGGAAUUAUGAGGAGGAGGAAAGAAGAGUUGAAGGAAGUAAAGAUAAUAUUGCAUCCCUCCAUCUCUCUCAGCCAGGAUCAAAACAGAAAGGGGUAAUCGAGCAAACUCUGGAGUUGAUUCAUCGGGUAGCUGAGGACUCCAAAAGUUGUGUUCAAGCAGUGAUGGAAAUCCUUGUUUGGAUUCAUGUGCAGGCUGUGUCACUAUUACCUGACGACAUGAGGCCAGGGCCAGACCUGUACGGUGUACCAUGGGAACCGGUAAUCUUCACUGUCCUGGUGGGACUGGUGACAUUCCUGUUGUUCACCAGAAGAUGUUACAGAUCUAUAAAGAGCAGACUGUAUCGAAAAAAGGAAGAGAGGCUGGCUGGACAACUUGCACAGCUGCUGGAUGAAAAGUGUAAAGUCCUUGAGACUCUCAGUCAGUGUCAAAAAGAGCAUGAUGACCUGGAAAAUGUACUCAGGGACGGCGGCGUUCUGGCUCAGACUCAAAAAUCCCAAGAUUUGGAGGGCCAAGCCGAACAGUUGGAACAGACUAAAAAGCAGCUGGGGACAGAUCUUGGACAACUGAAGGAGCAGCUGUCCCAGCAACAAGAACAUAGAAAGGAGCAAGAAAGGAGGAUAACUCUGCUUGAGGAAAGCAUGAAAGCAUGUGACGAAGAAACCAAAGAGCUCCAUUCAAAAGAGGAGCAGGCACAAACAACUCUGAAGGUUUACAGCAUGAACAGCGAGAGACUACAGAGAAACCUGGAAACGGCAGAAGAGGAGAACACUGUUCUGCAGGAGAGCAACAAUCAGUUGAAGCAGGAGGUGGAGGGAUGGGCAGAGAGAGUAAGCGAGCUGGAGGAGGAGAUGCGGAGGUGCGAGGUCGCCCACAGUGCGAUGUUGCAGGAUGUGGCUGUCAAGGACGAUCGUAUAACGUCCUUGACGGAUCGGCUGCUCCGAAUGAAAUGCUGGGAGUCGGAUCUAGAGGGAGAGGAGGGAGGAGAAAAGGAGGCAACCAAUGGGAGGCCGGGAGAAGACGACGACGCGCACCUGCAGAAAGUUCAGAAACUCAUCUUUGCUGCUAAGCUGAACGCAGACCUCAAAUCAGUGGAUGAAGAUAAAGACAGAGUGUUUGCGAAGCUGAAUGAUGAGAUCAAAGCAAAAGAAGACCUGCAGGUGAGCAUUGAGGAGAUGGAGAAGGAGAAGUUGUCCCUGCAGUCUGACGCCGAGAAUUAUACGGGCCAGGUCGAACGGAUACAACAGAAACUGCAAAUCAUGACAGAAAUGUACCAGGAGAACGAGCUCAAGCUGCACAGAAUGCUGACUGUGGAGGAGAAGGAGCGUCACCAGAAGGAGGAGAAGUUGAAUAAAGCUGAUAAAAACAUUGCGAUGGCGAUGGAAGAACUGAAUAACUACAGAAAACGAGCGGAGGAGAUGGAAGAGGAGCUGGAGAAAACAAAACAGUCGUAUCAGACUCAGAUCUCUGCCCACGAGAAGAAGGCUCAUAAUAACUGGUUGGCAGCGCGGUCAGCAGAGAGAGAGCUGGGAGACUUCCGAAGAGAGAACGCCCUCCUCAGACAAAAACUCACAGAUACUCAGUUUAAACUGGAUUCCCUCGAUAAAGACCCGUACGCCUUGAACAACCUGGCUAGACCGCUGCCUUUCCGAGCUGAAAGGUCGCCUUAUGGUCCUUCUCCUCUGGGCCGACCCUCGUCUGAAACGAGACCUUUCCUCUCUCCUCCAAUAUUAAUGGAUGGGCUGCCUGGUAGGCUGUCCCCCAGAGUAUCUCGUGGUCCAGGGGAGCCCCCAAGUGGCCAAGCAGAGAUGGAGCGCAGUGGAGGUCCUCAUUCAGACAGCGGUUCAAACUCUCCCACAUGGGAGAGAGAUCGCAGGGGUCCCCCGCCAGGACCUCCUGGGCCUCUGGUACCCCCAGGCUACAUGUUUCCAGAACCAGGGGGUCCCAUGUUCAGGAGGCCUCCUCCAGGGGCUUUGGGGCCUUUGCCUCCUGGGCCCCUCCCACCUGGCCCUAUGCCACCUAGAGGUCUCCCCAUGGGACCGCCUCACCCUCUGGACAUGGCAGACGGCUCGUUCAGAGAAAACCGCCUUGGACCCGGUGAACAGGACCACAGAGAGUCUGGUCCUGGUGGUCAGAGGACUCCUCCUGAACUGGAUCUGAGGAUGGGUGGCCCUCCUCCACCUGGACCCCCAGGGAUUCCUAUAGAUGGCCCCUUUCCUCGUAGAGCCCCGUAUGGACCCCCUCCCGAUUUCUACCAUCCCAGGAUACCCGGGGGUCCUCCCAUGAGGCCCAUGUGGCCUUCCCAUCCGCAAGGAAUGAUGCUUCCUCCUCGUUUCUCUCCUGGCGGACCCCUUCCUCCCGCUCCUAAUCCCAACACCCCCUACGGCCCGCCCAUGGCGCUACAUCCAUCCGAUGGCCCUCCUCCUCCUCGUCAGCAGUCCCUGCCUUUGCCACCUCAAAACCAGUCACCAGAGAACAGACCUUCGCCCGAAGAUGCCAUCUAACCCCGACGGUUUCCAUGAGGAUUCAUUUCUGGUUCAGCUCAGUAGCAGAUGGAAGAAAAGUGGAGUUCCCUUCAUUCUGCCCCAGCUAUUUAUUGGCCAGGAGGGAUAUUUACUGAACGGUGUUGGUAGAGCAGAAACGCCAAUCUCCAUCAGGCUGAUUUGGUCCUGUAAGAGCCUCAGUUCUGUUUCUCCUACAUGUAAAACCUUUUCUUCUCCACCCCGUCAUCCAACCACUUCAUUUUAAAAUCAACAGCUUUGUUGAUGCUUAACUUCUACCUUUGUGGGGUAAAGCUAUCGUAUUGGCAAGACACAUUGUUACCUGGAUCUUAUGUUGAAAAUGCACAUGGACUGUUUGACAUUUGUAUACAAUUCAGGUCAAUGACGGAAAGAAAAAUAAAUGAACAACAUAUUUUGACAGAAACACACCUUUUAUGCCUGACAUGGUCACUUUUUUCCCCCCACACUAGUUUUUAAAACGCGUUUUUGUUUUGGCAUUUUUAUUAACAUGAUUUUCUUUGAAGCAGCCACGUCAUCAUACUUGAUCUUCCUUAGAGGUCAAACGAGUGUUUUAAAAUUCGCAAAAAAAUUAAGAGUACCCUUUGAAAUUCAAUAGACUUUCCAUUCAUCUUCUGUCUUAGUUUCAAACCAGGAGAGCAGGUGUACAGCGGUGCUUCUGCUGCCGUUACGGUGACUUACAAAUGAAAACUGACUGCAAUCAAGUCAAAUGGACUGACUGGAAGAGAGGCUCCCAGAUGUCAGCUUUGUGAAUUUUGUAAAAAGUGAUUUGAUAGAUGAAUAAAGACUUUUAAAACUUUC
Molecule: messenger RNA, 8114 nt
Organism: Poecilia reticulata (guppy)
Lineage: Eukaryota; Metazoa; Chordata; Actinopteri; Cyprinodontiformes; Poeciliidae
Gene: mia2
Product: MIA SH3 domain ER export factor 2
Biological process (GO): protein secretion; endoplasmic reticulum to Golgi vesicle-mediated transport; vesicle cargo loading
Cellular component (GO): endoplasmic reticulum membrane; endoplasmic reticulum exit site
Molecular function (GO): protein binding
Source: RefSeq, a predicted model, not a curated record